Phragmites australis (common reed) is the source of this 1405-nucleotide messenger RNA. Its product is annotated as LEAF RUST 10 DISEASE-RESISTANCE LOCUS RECEPTOR-LIKE PROTEIN KINASE-like 2.1. Gene Ontology annotation, biological process: protein phosphorylation. The coding region runs from base 343 to 1344 and encodes 333 amino acids. Gene Ontology annotation, molecular function: ATP binding; protein kinase activity. The transcript is spliced from 2 exons. Lineage: Eukaryota; Viridiplantae; Streptophyta; Magnoliopsida; Poales; Poaceae. The record is from RefSeq and is a predicted model, not a curated record.
GCUUCCCAUUCUCACUUAUUUCUUCUACCUUGGACUAUAAGACUUUCAACCACACACUAACUUGGGGCACUGGGGAAAGGGGCGACCCCUCCCUUGCCCCCGUUGAUCCCCUCGUGCUGAAUCCACCCCUGGACAUAAGCCCCUGUCGCAACUGAAAAAAAGUACCUUGUAACAAGAAAGAUCUUUAAGUUCUUAGGAAUUUAAUCUAAAGUUACAUCCGCUUCAAUCUCAGCAUUGACGGUAGCAACUGGAAUCGUGGCCACUACAUGUAUUACUUGUGCGGUGAUAUGGUAUGGGAAGGAUAACAAACUACAGGGUUUGUUUUUCGAAAAGACUAGCAACAUGGAAAUGAACAUUGAAGACUUGAUCAGAUCGCAUGGAUCCCUGACUCCUAAAAGAUACAAGUACUCAGAGGUAACAUCUUUCCUCAGUAAUAAGCUUGGAGAAGGUGGCUAUGGUACGGUUUUCAAAGGAAGACUACAUGAUGGUCGUCUUGUUGCUGUGAAGUUACUGCAUGACUCCAAAGGAAAUGGAGAGGAGUUUGUGAACGAGGUUAUGAGCAUUGGCAGGACCUCGCAUGUUAAUAUUGUUUGCUUGUUUGGGUUUUGUUUGGAGGGUUCAAAACGAGCUCUUAUCUAUGAGUACAUGUCAAAUGGUUCUUUGGAUAAGUACAUUUAUUUAGAGAAUCCUAAAGGAACUUUAGGAUGGGAAAGGCUCUAUAAAAUUGCAAUUGGAAUAGCCCGAGGGCUAGAAUACUUGCACCAUAGUUGCAACACACGAAUUGUUCAUUUCGAUAUCAAGCCUCAAAAUAUCCUUUUGGACCGGGACUUUUGCCCAAAAAUUGCAGACUUUGGUUUGGCCAAAUUGUGCCGCGCAAAGGAUAGUAAGCUUUCAAUGCCUUGUGCUAGAGGAACAAUUGGCUUCAUUGCCCCUGAAGUUCUCUCCCGAACCUUUGGAGUUGUCUCAACAAAAUCAGAUGUUUAUAGUUAUGGAAUGAUGCUGCUAGAGAUGGUCGGAGGCCGGAAAAAUGUGAAAUCAAUGGUUGAAAAGUCCAGUGAAAAGUAUUUUCCAGAUUGGAUUUAUGACCACUUUGUUCAAGAUGAUGGAUUACAAGCUUGUGAAAUCACAAGUGAAGUCGUAGAAAUCGCAAAAAGGAUGACCUUAAUUGGUCUGUGGUGCAUACAAGUAUCACCUGUGCAUCGCCCUACAAUAACCAACGUUUUGGAUAUGUUCGAAAGGAUAGAUGAAUUAGACAUGCCACCGAAGCAAAACUUCUGCCAAAUACUCGAAGAUUCUGCUCACAAUUUGAGUGCAGAAAGUGCAAGUGCUACCAACUUAGUGUAGUGUAGGUUGAGGGAGCCUGGUGACUGAAAAAAAUUAUAAACAAAUCUCUGAGAGGGUACCU